AUGGGCUCUGUGCGCUCCCUGUCCGCCCUCAGCGCUGCCCCGAGCCGGAGGAAAGCCGAAGAUGAGGAGCCUGAGGAUUUAUUGGCCAGCCAGGAGCCCGCGGAGGACGUGGCCAGGAUUCCCUACAUGGAAUUCACAGGCCAGGACAGCAUCACCUGUCCCACCUGCCAAGGCACCGGCUGCAUCCCCACAGAGCAGGUGAAUGAGUUGGUGGCUCUGAUCCCCUACAGCGACCAGCGGCUUCGUCCUCAGAGAACGAAACUCUAUGUGUUGCUCUCAGUGCUGCUCUGCCUGCUGCUGUCUGGCCUGGGGGUUUUCUUCCUGUUCCCCCACUCCGUGCUGGUGGAUGAUGAUGGCAUCAAAGUGGUCCAGGUGUGGUUUGACAGGAAAAACUCUGCUGUCCUCCUGGCCAUCACGGCCACCCUGAGGAUCAGGAAUUCCAACUUCUACUCGGUGACAGUGAGCAGCCUGAGCAGCCAGGUGCAGUACAUGAACACCGUGGUGGGCAGCCAGCAGCUCACCAACGUCUCCAGCAUCCAGCCCCUGAGGGACAAACUGGUGAAUUUCACCGUGAAGGCAGAGCUGAGUGGAUCUCUGUCCUAUGUGUAUUUUUUCUGCACUUUGCCCAAAGUGAAGGUCCACAACAUCGUGAUCCUCAUGAGGACCUCGGUGAAGCUCUCCUACAUCGGGCACAGCACCCAGAGCGCCCUGGAGACCUUCCACUACCUGGACUGCAGCUCCAACUCCACGGCGCCGGGGGCACCCUGA
Messenger RNA from Sturnus vulgaris (Common starling), 768 nucleotides. RefSeq names its product transmembrane protein 106C (gene TMEM106C). NCBI's taxonomy places the organism in Eukaryota, Metazoa, Chordata, Aves, Passeriformes, Sturnidae. The record is from RefSeq and is a predicted model, not a curated record.